Molecule: messenger RNA, 339 nt
Organism: Didymodactylos carnosus
Lineage: Eukaryota; Metazoa; Rotifera; Eurotatoria; Philodinida; Philodinidae
Source: the annotation of a GenBank genome assembly
AUGUUAUUAGCGCCCUCAGAACAAUCUAUAUUAGUCGGUGAAAUAUCGAUUUUACGGUAUUUGUCUCGCCUAUUCAGUUGGGGCUAUGAUGGAAGUAAUUUAAAUGAAAUACAAGUGGCACUCACUGAUCAAUUUUUGUCCAGUAAUAAUGGGCAAUUCCAAUUUGAUCAACCAAAAAGCAAAUGGCUCAUUGGAGAUCAAAUGACAUUGGCAGAUCUUGUACUUUGGGCUCAAUUAAAACAGCAACAAAAUCUUUCAGCAUCAAUAUCAGGGUCAGCUUGGUUCAAAGGAAUGAAUGAUUUACGGUAUUGUCAAGCAGCUAGUAGUUUAGUAAAUUGA